UCUUUCACUCUUCAUCAAAAGAAGUCAGAUCGGGAAAACGCGCGCUUCGUUGCUAACAAACAAAAUAUUCAAACCUUGUACAAGUUGAAAAUAAAGUGUGUGUGUGUGUGUCUCUUUAUUUAAUAAUAAAGAAAAACAAAAUUUAAUUCGAAAGUGUUUCAAGCUCACUAUCUGUGGCAUUACAAGUUUUGCAAGAAGCAAUAAUAAAAAAUAGAAAGAAAAAUUAUAAAAGAAAAACAAAUUUUAAUUCCAUGGAAAUAAAUUAACGUUAUGAUGACACUUUGAACUUGUCCCAUCAAAAUAACAAAAUAAAUAAAAUUACAAACAAAGAUAUCUAGGAAUGCUAAAGUGUUAAAAAGGAAAGUGUUACUCUGCUUGUGGAGUACUAAAUUGCUACAGGUUUUUGGUUGCUGCUAUUACUAGUAUUGUUGUAGUUGGUAGUUUGUGCUUAAGCACGAUCAUCAGAAUGUCUUCCGAUCGUUUUCACAAGGCAGCUAAAGAUGGUCUUUUAGAUGUUUUAAAAGAGGCCACACGUAAAGAUGCCAAUUCCAAAGAUGAUGAUUCAAUGACACCCGUUUUGUGGGCCUCAUUUGAAGGACAUUUGGAAGCUUUGCGCUUAUUAUGUGGUAGGGGUGGUGAUCCCGAUAAAUGCGAUCAGUUUGGUAAUACUGCUCUACAUUUAGCAUCGGCCAAGGGACAUUUGCGUUGUGUGGAUUUUUUGGUAAAAUUCGGUGUCAACAUCUAUGCUUUGGAUAUAGACAAACAUAGUGCUAAAGAUUUGGCAGCUAUUAAUAAUCGAGAUGAUAUUUUACGUUAUUUGGAUGCGGCUACAGCCAACUUUGAGGCAAACGACCGGAAAAAAGCUAAAGCAAUGAAAGAAGUUGCCGAAAAGAAUUGUGAAAAACGCAUUAAGGAAUAUAUGAAACGUCAACAGAAACAGGAUCAAGAUUUUAAAGAACUAAAAUCUACUAUUUCACCCAACAAUGCAGGCAAAUCGGGCAAAAUGUUAUCAACACUUAAGCAAAAAAUUUGGUCAAGUCAAGGAAAUCUGCAUAAAGUCACCAAAGAAGUAUCACCAGGUCCUACAAAUGGCUCAAGUAAUGCCGGAGGUGGUGUUAAAUUUAGUGAAUUGGUGCAAACAGGUGCUGGUAGUUGUGGUGGUUCUGUUGCUAGUCGCAAGGGAAAUACAGUAUCGAAAAUGAAAGGAUGUUCCAACAUGGACAGUGGUUUCAAAAUUGGAGAAAUUGAACCGGAUGGCCGGCGUACUAUUACUUCAUUAAGUGGUGUACAAAGAGAUUCUGAAGUUCUCUAUGUUGGCACUUUUAGUUCGAAUGAGGACAAUGGCAAACGUGGCAAAAUAAGUGGCCUAUUUGAGGUAGAAGAAGCUUGUAAUUCUGAUACAGAUCAUAUUAAUGGCAAAGCAGGAUAUGGUACACUUUCAAGAUCAUUUUCACAGCCAGAUAUUUUAGCUGACAAUGAGUCAAGUGAUCACUUGAGAUCUGAAAUGACUUUACAAAGACCCACUGGUUUAUUUGAUCGUCCAAUGUUGGGUAGCAUCGCGUUUCGUAGAUCUGUAACAGCGGCUCUUAGCCAACUAAAUACUGAUGCCUACAAUAUGGAUCAAGAUACAACAACACAACCUUCGACCCGUACCAACUCAAUUAGCUCCAAAUCGCGUUCGGGCAAGCAGAGAUCAUUUUUAAAUCUAACUGAUUCUGAUUCCGAUGGUGCGGAAGCUUACAGCGAUGAUGAUGAGGAUCAAGAUGUAGCUGGAGGACCUAUACAACGUUUUCUCUGUGUCUGGGGUUUGGAGGAAUAUUUACCUAUUUUUCAAAAGCAACAAAUUGAUUUGGAUACUUUGUUGCUGUUAACCGAAGCUGAUUUAAAAUCUCUCGGUCUACCAUUGGGUCCCUUCCGCAAAUUAAGCUUUGCUAUACAAGAGCGUAAAAAUGCCUUGGCCAAUCCUGGUAUAAUGAAGGAUUCUCAUUUAUAGAAUUUUCCAUAAUUUACUUAUAUUUACUGUCUUUUUAAGUAAUCGCUCACUCAAUUAGAGGUAUCGCAAACAGAUUGUAUUUUACAGUGUUGUACAAAAUCAAAAAUAUUUUUAUGAAGUUGAUAUUAAAAAGAAAAAAAAAAUAGUUUAAGACAUUUUACGUAAACUAAAGAUUAAGAACUUCUAGAUCAGAUACCUUUUCAAGAAUUUAGCGUUUGAAAGUUUAUGCUCACUUUGAUGAAAUAUUAGCAUAAAAUCACUACCGUGAAACUCGUUCUUAAGUUAUGUUAAAAACUAUAUUUAAUUUUAAAUUCGCAAAAUGUAUUUAACAUUUUUUUAAGUUUGUUCGUGUUAGAAGGAAAGAAAAUAUCACAAUUAAUUUUAAAUAAUUAUA
Molecule: messenger RNA, 2387 nt
Organism: Lucilia cuprina (Australian sheep blowfly)
Lineage: Eukaryota; Metazoa; Arthropoda; Insecta; Diptera; Calliphoridae
Gene: Sans
Product: Usher syndrome type-1G protein homolog
Exons: 6
Coding region: 467-1993 (508 amino acids)
Molecular function (GO): protein binding
Source: RefSeq, a predicted model, not a curated record